AGAACAAUUCGGUCUUCUUUGGGUCUGGAGACAGCUGAUGUUCGCAUGCGGGGCGCUUUAUUUUCCUGCUCUCAGUCCAGUGUGGUCGGCCUCAGGCCUGGAGGAUGCUGCUGCUGCUGCUGAGCAGACAACCAACAAAGGGGAAAAGGUUCAUUUCUGCAUUCAGAACAGGCCAGGUCGGUUGAAUGUGUCACCGCUAUCGAUGUGAGGGACAAUAACCAAAGAGAAGUUCAUCCUGACAUUUGUAGAGUUCACUCCUCCAAACCAAACAUGAGGGACAGACUUAGUAACCUGCAGGAAAUGUCCACCAGCGACAUCGAGCCGUUUGAAUACGAAGAGUCCACCUUCUCGGACUCCUUCAGCAACGUCGACCUGGAAGAAGAGCUCCCCCACGAGGUGGUCGUGUUCGACUCUAGCCCCGCACUUGACGAUGUCUUCACUCAAUCACAAGACAUCCACACAGAAAUCCAAACCAUCCGUUUGGAUGUCAAAAAGCUCCGUGAGCAGAAUUCCCGAAUGCUCCAGGGAACCACCACCAUGAGCGUGAUUAAACAGGACUCGAAUGAAAUUGGUGCCGACAUUAAAAAAAGGGCAGAGGGGGUUCUGGAGAGCCUCCAGAAAUUGGACGGAAAGGCCCACAAGCUAGAGGAAGAGCAUGGCUCAAACUCUGCCAUCACGCGCAUUGCACGGACCCAGUACGCCUGCCUCAGUAACGGGCUUCGAGACGUCAUGUUUGACUACAACGAGGCGGAGAUGAACCACCGCGAGAACUGCAAAGCCCAGAUCAUGAGGCAGAUGGAGAUCGUGGGGCGUGAGGUGACGGAGGAAGACCUGGACGACAUGAUUGAGAAGGGUCAGCUGAGCAUCUUCACUGACAACAUCGUGAGUGAAGGCAAAACGGCCCGAUCGGCGCUGUUCCAGAUCGAGAAGCGCCAUCAGGAGCUGUUGGAUCUGGAGAUGCGUAUCAAAGGCAUCCACGAGAUAUUCCUAGACAUUGCUCUGCUGGUAGAGGAGCAGGGCCCCAUGAUGGACUACAUCCAAACCAAUGUUCAGAAAACGGAUGCAGAGAUAAAAGACUCCCUGGUCAAACUUAGCUUGGCUAAACGCCACGACAAAAACAACCCAUUUAAGAAGAUGUUCUGCAGCUGCUUUCCAUGCUACAACUAAGGACUAGACCAGGAAACGUGAAGGAUGGUACUAUUUCUACUGUACACCAUUAUCAUAGUCACAAAGUAUUCAUUAAUGUGGCUUGAGGACAGUAAUGCAUGUACUAUUGUAAUUGAUUUAUGCAUUGUAUCACCCAUAAGAUAUUUAGUUUUAAGUUUAAAACAAGUGUUUUAUUUGUCGUUUCCUCUGAUAUCUUUUAAGGGCAACAGCAAAUAAAUGUUUCCUAAACUCC
Molecule: messenger RNA, 1399 nt
Organism: Nothobranchius furzeri (turquoise killifish)
Lineage: Eukaryota; Metazoa; Chordata; Actinopteri; Cyprinodontiformes; Nothobranchiidae
Gene: stx11b.1
Product: syntaxin 11b, tandem duplicate 1
Biological process (GO): synaptic vesicle fusion to presynaptic active zone membrane; exocytosis; intracellular protein transport
Cellular component (GO): endomembrane system; synaptic vesicle; SNARE complex
Molecular function (GO): SNAP receptor activity; SNARE binding
Source: RefSeq, a predicted model, not a curated record